Arctia plantaginis is the source of this 822-nucleotide messenger RNA. The record is from the annotation of a GenBank genome assembly. NCBI's taxonomy places the organism in Eukaryota, Metazoa, Arthropoda, Insecta, Lepidoptera, Erebidae.
AUGAAGGAUAUUUAUGUCGGAUUAUUAGCUAAUGCGAAUCCAAUAGACUACUAUGACUUGUUUCUAACCCCUAACAUUCUAAAAUAUAUCACAGAACAAACCAACUUAUACGCAACACAGUGUCUCUUAUCUUCAGAUUCUUCUGCUGGAUCAAGAAACCACCUAUGGACUCUAGUAACCAGAGACGAUAUGUUGAAAUUUUUGGCUCUAGUUGGAUGGAUGGCUUUGGUGAAAUUAGCAAGUAUCAAAGAUUACUGGAGAAACCACAAACUCUAUGGUAUACCCCUAGCUCGUACUGUUAUGCCUCGGAAUAGAUUCGAGCUGAUUCUAAAAUUUGUUCAUUUCGCCAACAACCAAACUGCUGAUACUGAUGACAGACUGUAUAAAAUAAAAGACGUCCUCAAUAUGUUUAUAAAAAACUAUCAAAAUGUCUACACACCAAGAGACAAAGUUUGUGUCGAUGAGUCAUUGGUCGCUUGGCGCGGCAGACUUAUUUUCCGCCAAUAUAUUCCAAACAAAAGAGUCAAAUAUGGAAUAAAAGUGUUCAAACUGUGUACUGAGAAGGGAUAUACAUGGAACCUGAUUGUACGAGGGUUAAGUGCAACCGAAAGAAAUGCAUACUUGAAAAAAUUACUGGGAGAAAAUGACAGUGAUUCGAGCGCGCCGUCUGACAGUGAUGACGAAGACUGGAUUCCAGCGAAUACAGCUAGACGUCAUCAAAUUGCAAAUCACGAAGAUAAUUCAGAGCAUGAUGAACCUGAAGAUUCUGAAGAUACAGGAGAAAUUGCUGAAGGGAAUUCAGAAGUAGAAGAAGAGGUUUAG